Paramecium pentaurelia is the source of this 746-nucleotide messenger RNA. The record is from the annotation of a GenBank genome assembly. Lineage: Eukaryota; Ciliophora; Oligohymenophorea; Peniculida; Parameciidae.
AUGUUCCAGGAGAACAUUAUUUGCAAGUGCCAUCCAAGUAAUAGCUUAAUUGGCAAGAGGUGCAUACAGAAGAACUAGAGCACUAUGUACAUCCAGUUGGACAAUUUAAACAUGAAGUUCCAUCUAAGUAAUAGCCAUCAGCACAAGUUUGGCAUUGAGUUUCAGAUGUGCAAGUUUUACAUUUAUCAUUGCAAUUAGUACAAGCUUGGUUAUCAACCCAAUAUCCUGAAUCACAUUUAGUACAUUGAUUUUAAGAUUCGCACUCAGCACAUGGAGCUACACAAGGCAAACAUUAAUUUCCUUGGAUGUAUUUUCCUGGAGCACAUGAUAUACAGUUUGUUUCACUUGUGGAACAUGUUUUACAAUUAAUAGAGCAAUCAUAGCAAUGUUAAGAAGAGUAGUAUUGGGAAUCUGUACAUGCCUAACAAUAUCCAUUGACAAUUUGAUAGCCGGAAUCGCAUGAGUUACAUUAUGUUGCAGAUGAGCAAUUAUUACAAUUAGUCGAACAGAUAAUGCAGCUUGUAUUAUUUAAAUAAGAGCCCAAUUGGCAUAGGGAGCAAUUAUUUGAAGUGGUUGAGCAUUUUAGGCAAUUCAGAUCACAAGGUUUGCAAAUUUAACCAUCAAGAUAAUAUCCAUCUAUACAGGAUGAGCAAUUUGAGUUUCCUCCAAGUGAACAGUUUACACAAGGGGAGGUGCAUAUUCUACAUGUCGAAAUGUCUAAAUAAUAUCCAGCAAUGCAUGUUUGA